Molecule: messenger RNA, 522 nt
Organism: Raphanus sativus (radish)
Lineage: Eukaryota; Viridiplantae; Streptophyta; Magnoliopsida; Brassicales; Brassicaceae
Product: auxin-responsive protein SAUR77-like
Exons: 1
Biological process (GO): response to auxin
Source: RefSeq, a predicted model, not a curated record
UCAGUAUAAAUACAAACGAACGUAACUUCAUAAUCUUCAAGACAAAUACUUGAUAACUUAUUUUGUUUGUUUUAAAAGCCUCCAAUCUAUUUUUUUGUUGGUAAUCACCUCCAACAUUUCUCAAAACCUAAGGUUUAUACUUUACUAAUGGCUAAAAUCGGGAAGCUAACAAGGCUCAAGUCGAUCAUAAAGAAAUGGCCUUCAUUCGCCAAGAACCACCACUCAACCACCGAAUCCACCUCCUCGGCGGCCACCACCAAGGUCUCAAACUGCGACGAUCUUCAACUGGUCUACGUUGGGAAGUCUCGGAGACCUUACAUGCUUAGUUCCCACGUCAUCAACCAUCCGCUUGUCCAAGAACUACUUGAUCGAUCAUCGAGAUUCAUCGAAGAACGCCAUGAUCAGAAAACAGUCGUAGUAGCUUGUGAAGUCGUAAUGUUCGAGCACUUAUUAUGGAUUCUCGGAGACAGUUGCUCCGAUCACGACGAUGAUGAUGAUGGUCGCAAAAUAGGAUCCGUCCAG